Messenger RNA from Alternaria arborescens, 969 nucleotides. RefSeq lists its product as hypothetical. The transcript has 2 exons. Gene Ontology annotation, molecular function: metal ion binding. NCBI's taxonomy places the organism in Eukaryota, Fungi, Ascomycota, Dothideomycetes, Pleosporales, Pleosporaceae. The record is from RefSeq and is a predicted model, not a curated record. The coding region runs from base 1 to 969 and encodes 322 amino acids.
AUGGUCUAUAAAGGAUCCGACAGUUUCUCGCAUGUCCCAAGCGAUCCGCUGAGGGCUUACGAGACUUACGGCAGUGAAUCAAGAAGAUCUUCGGCAACUUCCAUCGGCAACUCCUACGGACUUCCCCCUUCGCCUGGAAUGGCAUCCGAAUUGUCCUUUGAUACUCCGACACCAGUUGCCCUAGCUACCAAGAAACGUCGGCUGGAAGAGCCUGGCGCAGACAUCGACGCCGGCGCACAAGACGAAGAGCGGCUACCGUUCAGUGAACCAGACCACAAGACACCGAAGGAUUGGCAGAGCUCAUAUCGUGAGGCCAAGCUAGCCUACCUCAACGCGAAGGAAGCCAAUCUGACACUGAAGGGUUGCCUUAUCGCGAAGGAUACACAGCUAGUCGAGAAGGAUCAAAAGCUUGUGGAUAAGGAUCAGAAGAUCGUCCAGCUUAGGCAAGAUGCGACUCGCGUCAGAAAGAUCACAAACCAACGGGACAAGACUAUCAACGAGCUCGAGCGCGAAAACCAGUACCUGAAGAUCAAGCUCGCACACGAGCAAGCUGUACACACCCAUUUGCACCAGUUCAUCGCCAGCAUGGCCCCAGAGCGCCGCCCUCAUAUACCUUCGCACAUCCCCUCGCUUGAUGCGGCAGUGCGUGACAGCCUUGACUAUCCUCAUCCGGACGCGCCACGCAAGGGUCUCAAGAACUAUCGUCGCUUUCAACCAACUCUUCCAUAUACGGCUGGAAAUGGCAAGGUCGGACCUCAAAAGUACGGCUCCAACGCGUUCUGGGAUCUAGGCUUAUGCCACGAUCACUUUCACACUCCCAAUGUCUGUCAGCAUGGAGUUGCAUGCGAGUAUCGCCACGGUCUUACAUAUGACGAGCGCGCGUACAUUCGCUUCUUGACCAAGGGCGAUGAGUUUCUACGCCGUAGCGACGAGGUCAUCAUGCGUAAGACUGCGGGAGGAGCACCAUAG